UGUCGGUGCGAUUCUAAGCUCCGCAGCAUCCCUACUUAGAAUCUCCAGCACCAGCGGUCAUAGAAAUGCAGGACAACUUAAUUUUCGUUUUCGUGGUCCUUCUGGUAUUUUCUACCUCUUUCAAUCUUGCCAGAUGCUCGGUCGGCCAGCACUUCGAAUCUGCCAGAGGAGGUCAAAAAAUAAAAGCGGCCGACAGGCGGUUCGCAGGGGUGUUUGCGCAACCCAGGAUCGGCCGAAAUUCGGAACUGCUGAGCCUACCCAGGUCGGACCGAGCGCAGGGAAUGUUGCAUUAUCCUCGGGUCGGACGAUCCGACGUGUCGAGCUUCGGUAACCUGAAUCAAUUUCAAGACCUGCCACCUGAGACCGACGUCGAGUUCUCUGGUGUGCGCGAUGUGGAACCUGACGCUCUUCUAGAUCUUGAUUACGAAGAAUACGCGAACAAGCUGAUGGCGAUGAAGCGCGCCGACAAAGCACCGAAGAACGGUAUCUGGCUGAUGGCUAACCACGUGCACGGAUACAAGGAACCUCGUUCGGCGCCAAAGAUCGACGAUCUCCGACUGUACUAUUCUGUUCUGCGAGAUUCUCGAAAUACUCAAGGUCAAGGAGGUUACACCCCGAGGCUGGGUCGUGAGAAUGAGCGCGACGCGACGAGCUUCCUGUAGGUCGUCCUCUUUGAUCGCGUGUCACUUUGAUCACGUAUUCGAUGGAUGUCCCCAUGGGAGAGAGAGAGAGAGAGAGACCGAGAGAGAAAAGGAAUUUACCGUAAUCCCCCGAAUCAUUACCAGGACCUUAACUUGACAGCUUCCGCGAUUGUUUCCCCCCGCAUUUAUGUCGGCGAGCCGCCUUACCCCUGCACUUUGUACUCGCGCGUUAUGCAACACAAUACAAGGUAUGCAUCCAAGUAUCGCAAUUCGUAUGAUCUUACACGCGUCGUCGUCCUCUGUGCCGAUUCGCCAGCGUCGAUCCUCCCGAUGAGCCAGCAGCUUGAUUCCCCGGCGGCGGUGAGAUUCGGCCGUGCAACCUCGUCCCAGAUUUUCGUCCCGAAAAAGAACGCUCGACCCCCCUCCCCUCCCCCUCUCUUCCGUCGAACCGGCGCUCGUUCGUUCGUUUUUCUCUCUUUUUUUGUAUAAAACAUGAAUGAAAAUAAAUGUUUGGUUAAUAUCACGCCGAGCGAGAUAGCAACUCGCGCUUUAUGUAUCUCUCCUAAUUCAAUUGAAAAUACAGCGCACAUUGAUUCCGCGGGGAUUAUUUAAUUUUUUACGUAAACACAUCGUAACAAGUUCGAUACGCGUUAUAAUUAACAAUGCGCGUGUAAUUUGCGUAAUUGAUAAUCAUUAAAAUGCGGCACGAUAUUUUUCACCCGGGGAACGUACACAGAGCGAGAGAACGAGAGAGAGAGUGAGAGAGAGAGAGAGAGAGAGAGAGUGAGAGAGGAAAGAGUGUGACAUAAGCUCUCUCUCUCUCUCUCUCUCUGCGCGUACGGCCAAUUACAUAAAAUCCUACAAGACAUAGGACCGAAUGCGCGCGUGUGUGUGUGUGUGUGUGUAUGUGUGUGUGUUGGAAUUGGUUUAUUUUGCGGCGGUAUAAACAGAGUACAGGAAAGCGAUAUCGCGCUUAUUCAAUCCUUCAAUGUGUCCAUUUCCCCGCGGCGAAAUGCAAUCUGCGCGUCAAUAAACGUUAUAAUCCGGCUCGGCGAGCGUAACCGUGGCAGAUGACCGCGCUCGCACCGGUUCAGUUUCCCAUCCCCGCAGGGAGAACGAAGGAGAUCCUCGUUCAAAUCGGAGCGUGCAAUAAGACGGAACAACAACAACAAGA
This is a messenger RNA of Dinoponera quadriceps, 1815 nucleotides long. RefSeq names its product CAPA peptides-like. The transcript is spliced from 5 exons. The record is from RefSeq and is a predicted model, not a curated record. Lineage: Eukaryota; Metazoa; Arthropoda; Insecta; Hymenoptera; Formicidae. The coding region runs from base 66 to 662 and encodes 198 amino acids.